CAACGGAGAAAAAAAAAGGUUAGAUUUUUUGGGAACGGAAGGAUGUCUUGCUCCGUUGCGAUUGCGAGCUCCCCGGCGUUCUCGCCUUCUCGAAUCCCUCUUUCCUGCAAGAGCUCCCCAGAAACUCUAACCCUAAACCUAGCCCAGCACCACCUCCAGGCCGCCGAGGGCUCGCCGUCGCCGUCGGGGACGCCGUGCUCCACCUCGCCGUUCCGGUCCCGGUUCCAGAGAGGGGUGGCCCGGAUCAGGGCGUUCAGGGCCGUAGACUCGUCAUCCCCCUCUCCGCCGCCCAGUUCAUCAACUCCGGGUUCGAACUCGGUCGGGACAACUUCGCUGCUGAAGAGGAAGAGGCCGGCGCGGAUCGAUAUACCGCUGAUGGAGUCCGUGACCUUCGCGGCUCCAGUGAAAUCGGACGGCCGGAGGGAGGUGGAGAUGCAGAGCGCACGGUUCUCGGUGUACUGCAAGAGGGGAAGGAAGAGGUUGGAGAUGGAGGACCGGCAUAAGGCUGAGCUCGAUCUCCAUGGCGAUCCCCAGCUGGCGUUCUUUGGCAUUUUCGAUGGCCAUGGUGGUAAGGGAGCUGCUGAAUUUGCUUCAGAGAACAUGGGUGAGCGUAUAGUGGAGGAGUUGGUGAUGAGAGGUGGAGAAAGCUGUAGCGAGAUAGAGGAAGCAGUCAAGAUUGGGUACCUGAAGACAGAUGCCGAGGUUCUGAAACAGGAUGUGGGUGGCGGGACCUGCUGUGUUACUGCUUUGCUUAGAAAGGGAGACCUUGUAGUUUCCAAUGUUGGGGAUUGUCGUGCUGUUUUGAGCCGAUCUGGGACAGCGGAGGCUCUAACAUCUGACCACAAGCCUUCACGGGAAGACGAAAGGGAGCGAAUUGAGAGCCUCGGAGGCUUCGUCGAUUAUUGUCGGGGAUCAUGGAGGUUGCAAGGUUCGCUAGCUGUAUCCAGGGCAAUUGGAGAUUCACAUCUUAAACAAUUGGUUAUACCAGAGCCAGAGACUAAAAUCCUUAAGAUCGAACCUCAAUGUGAAUUCUUAAUUUUAGCCUCUGAUGGGCUAUGGGAUAAGAUUGGCAAUCAGGAGGCAGUAGAUAUAGCUCGGCCCUUUUGCUUCGACACUGAUAAGCCAUCACCUCUCUCUGCUUGUAAAAAGCUUGCUGAUCUAUCCGUAGCUAGAGGCUCAAUGGAUGAUACCAGUGUUAUGAUAAUACAGUUGCGGCAUUUUGUCUGAAGCUAUAGCAUUUUGUCAGGAGCAAAAGAAGAUUUUUUUUUUUGUUUGUUUGUUUUAAAGUUCCGCAAGUGUUUGUUUUUUCAGGAACUUGCGGCGUUAUUCAUUGGGUUAUGGGCAUCAUUUUACAAACUCAUUCUCUAACUUUUCUUUCACAUAGGAUGAAUGUAAUAAGAAAUGCCACUAACUCGUUUAUGAUGUCAGUGAGCCCGGCAGCCUAUGGUAUAUCAAAACGGCCUGCUAGAAAUGGACUGUAGAUGCUUCUUACUUUGAUUAAUGUAAACGUUUUAUGCAAUAUAUUGGCUAGGGAUUCUGUAAUUUCCUCUUGUUGAUAUUGCUAUUUAAUUUUGGGCAAAAUCUUGA
Molecule: messenger RNA, 1587 nt
Organism: Phoenix dactylifera (date palm)
Lineage: Eukaryota; Viridiplantae; Streptophyta; Magnoliopsida; Arecales; Arecaceae
Product: putative protein phosphatase 2C 32
Biological process (GO): protein dephosphorylation
Molecular function (GO): cation binding; protein serine/threonine phosphatase activity
Source: RefSeq, a predicted model, not a curated record